Culicoides brevitarsis is the source of this 592-nucleotide messenger RNA. RefSeq lists its product as uncharacterized. The record is from RefSeq and is a predicted model, not a curated record. The coding region runs from base 8 to 499 and encodes 163 amino acids. NCBI's taxonomy places the organism in Eukaryota, Metazoa, Arthropoda, Insecta, Diptera, Ceratopogonidae. The transcript has 2 exons.
CCGCAAAAUGAAAACUAUUUUAGUAUUAUUUGCCAUUUUGGUGGCAACGCAAGCUACAGUGUUACCUGCAAAGGACGUUUCCCUCCGAAAUUCAGUCGAAGAUGAAACACGAGUUUCUGUCUCUUGUUUAGUUGAUCUCGGUAAAUCCAUUAAAGAACACGGUUUAAACGAAUUUGGUCCAACUUAUGAACUCGGCAAAGAUCUUCUCACAACUUCCGUUGAUCUCAUCAAAAAUGUCGUCAAGUGUCGUCGAAUGUGGCACGAAGACAUGUCAAAAUGGGAAGAAAUUCAAUGGAAGGCAUGUGGAGCUUCUGUAGGAGCAAAGGCUUUGUAUCAAGUCGCAAGACUGAAGCCCAAAGUAGAAAAGGCCGUUCAAGAAGAUUUCUGGGUGCAAAGUUUGUUGCAAUUAAAAACUUGUUUGACGAGUCACAUCGAGAAAGCAAAACAAAUGAAUUAUAAGGAACUCAUGCAAAUCAUCGACGAUGAACUUUUAGAGUAAUAAACGGUAAUAAAUUAAUUUUGUAUCAAAAUCAACGCAAUUUGUUUUGAAUUUAAACUUGAAAUCUUAUCGUUUAUCGAUAAUAAUUGGGAU